AUGUCCCAGCAGACCAAGCUUUCCCUGAUCAAGGCAGAAAUUGCAGUCCUCCAGGCCUACCUGGAGCCUAAUAUUGAUUAUGAUGUCUUCCAGGCUCACCACAAGAAGAAUUGUCGGCCACGUUCACCGUCCCCUACAUAUUUGAACAGUGUACAGAAUCGCCAUCCAAAGACUAAGCAUGCUCGCACAAGAAACACCCUGUCAAGUGAUGACUCUGACCAGUCUGAGCAGGACGACUUGGAGGACCUCGCCAAUGAGGUCAAGAUUGAUACUGGGAGGCACCGUCACACCAAGAAAGUGAAGGGUGCUACUACUAAUUGUGAUGCAACUAAUGUUGGGUUCUACCCAUCACUCUGGCAAAAACUUCUUGACCAUGCAAAGGCUAAUUUCAGGCUUCAUAUCGCUAUUUCAGUCCCAUUCCCCGACAAAGAGGAAUCCAUUGGCAGCUACUACCCUGAAUUCAAGAUGGGGAUGGCUACUGUGGUUUUUAACAAUGCUGCGACAUUCCGCAACAAGGUCAAACAAAUCGCACUUACUGUCGUUCCAAUGGCAUAUGAACUAGCACUUGGCAUCAAUAGGAAUACAAUCAAUAGCAUCAAACUCAGGGCAACCGGUUUGUUGAAGAAAGCAAUGUAUCUAUGUGGCCAUCCUGAUUCUGAUGGUCAUGCAUCUAACUUUGCAAACAACAUGAUCCAGAUCGCUUGCCAUAAGUCAUUUUAUGACAAUGGUUCCAAAUCACUCAAGCAAUUCACUGAGUUUCAGAAGACCGUUCCACCCCCAGCACUCUUUCUCGUUGGAACUAUUUUGAGUGCACCUGCAGCAUGCUUAAAGCGUGUAAAUGGUGCCAAGCAGACACCUAUCGAGGAUUCGGAGGCUUCCUAUGAUCGUAUUUCGACAUUGUUCAACUGCACAAACAAAGACAAGUAUCACGGACCAAAACUACAUCAAAUGCUCAAAGCUUAG
Molecule: messenger RNA, 963 nt
Organism: Suillus discolor
Lineage: Eukaryota; Fungi; Basidiomycota; Agaricomycetes; Boletales; Suillaceae
Exons: 6
Coding region: 1-963 (320 amino acids)
Source: RefSeq, a predicted model, not a curated record